Messenger RNA from Dichotomopilus funicola, 1452 nucleotides. RefSeq lists its product as uncharacterized. The transcript has a single exon. Lineage: Eukaryota; Fungi; Ascomycota; Sordariomycetes; Sordariales; Chaetomiaceae. The record is from RefSeq and is a predicted model, not a curated record. Bases 1 to 1452 code for a protein of 483 amino acids.
AUGGUCCGCCGUCCUCCGCUGGGCUCCCUCCCGGUCGAGCUCCAUCUCUUGAUAUGCGAGAGUAUCCUGGAAGACCAUAUUGACCCAAUGCCGGCAAGAUCACCAUGGCCCCCGACUCGACCAGGCUCCGCGCCAGAUCCGCCCAACAGCCCCCCUUUCAUCUGGGAUUGUGUGCUUCCCAACCACGCGGCAUUGAAGAACCUGGCUCUUGCCAACCCAUACUUUCACAGCAUUACGCGCUCACUUUGUUAUCGACGCGUCGUGGUAUCCAUCGCCAACCUCGACGUCGCCCUCCAGGUCAUUCUGCGUUUGGCGCCGCCGUCAGGCUACGGCGAGUUUGUCAGGGAGCUCACCAUCGACAGCCGCGGGAUUCGGGCCAGUCGCUCCCAGGCAGAACGUCUCUCGGCACUAGGUGGUCUAAUCCUCGAGUCAAAACGGCUGCGCCUCAGGCCCGGUCCUAACGAUCUCACCAAUCCGCUUCUGUUCAAGGGGGUUUUGAUCGACGUGAUUCUGAGUCAGGUACCACGCGUUCGGAAACUCUUCCUUUCCAUUUACUCCGGAAUUCCGCUACCGCCCGAGGCCCCGGCAGCCCCAGCAGCGGGGUCAGCACCUAUCGUCGAGGCUAGGCCAGUGGAGCUGUUGUACGGAACUCGGUUCCCGGAGGGAAUGAUCUUUAGGAACUUACGCGACCUAGAGACGCGGCCACCUUGGGCUUGGCCCGCCCGAUACGUCCGGUGUAACAGAGCGUCAAUCAGCGCUAUCUUGAGCCGUGCUCCAGCUCUCACCCGCCUGGUGAUUUGGCCCUUGGAGCCGGUACAGAACCCCAUUCAGAUGUGUCGUAUGCCUCAACUCACGGAGGUGGUGGUAAUGGACAACUACCCGGCUGACGUCGCCACCAUCGCCCGGAAUGCAGGAAAACUGGAGCACUUCACCAUCCGCGCAUUCGAAUAUUACCCGCCGGCGGCCCCGGUACAGGUUGUUAAUCCGUCCUAUCAACCCGCCUACUUUUCCUUCACCAACGCGCACAUCUUCCUGACGCCCAUCUUAUCGGCCCGCUCGACCAUGACGCAACUUUGCAUUCGCAUCGACCGACUAAACGCCGGCUCCAUCAGAGGCUGGGGAACGUUCCUGUCUCACUUCGUCGCCCUACGCCGCUUAUAUCUCCUGACUACGAUCUGGCCACUCGAUGCUCCAAACCACGAGCUCAUCGACAGGCUCCCUGCGUCCCUGGAGGUCUUGUACUUGGGGGAAGGUCAGGUGCCUCUGUAUCGCUUGGCGAUUGUUCUCAAUAGCCGGGCGACAGCGGGGCGAAUGCCGAACCUGAAAUGGUUUGUACGCAUCGUGCGGCGCAGCGAGGUCAGAGUCGCGAUUGACGCUCAGAUCCGUUCCGCGCUACAGGAGUCGGGUAUCAACUAUGGGGUAUUCAUUGCACCAAGCAUCUACGACGAGUGA